AAGAUGACACUUGCCUGUCCCUCAUGACUAUUGAUAUUCUCCAAUCGCCAUUUGAUAUCAUUUGGCUGUCGGUCUUUCUUUCUCCAGUUACACCUCACAUCAAGUUGUCCUCCUGUUGGCACAAAGGAAGAUUAGAGAAAUCUACUAUACUUCACAAGUUGGAUAGCGCGAAUUCUUGAUAAGAACCGACCCCAUUAAUGCAAGCCAGACAAACGAUGUCAUAAUGGACAUUUUCUUCUAUCUUUCUUCUUCUUCUUAAAUGCAUGCUGCAGUAAAUGCUUUGCCACUGUCAGUUUCUAUUUUUUUUCUUCAAUCAUCAGCCUACCUCCAUUAUUUAGUCCACUUCUUUUAAUCUCAUAAAAAAUUUCACCUCACAGCAUCAUUUUAUACUUCAUCUAUCCCAACGGUUUGUCUCUAUUAUCCAAGCAGCAAAUAUAUCUGGAUCUCGUCUCGUUGUCGUUUUGGUCUGUUCUCUUUUUCUACUGAAAACCCAACAUUCUUCUGGUGACUAGCUUAAGGUUGUUUCUCUGGCUUCUUUAAUUGUUUUUUGACCAGUUUAAUGCUCGCAUUCAGCGAUUUACUUGAACAAAAUCCAAUUGCAUUAAAUUCCCCAUUUGAAUUUUUCUUUGAUUUCUGGAAUUUUUGCUCGUAUUUAGACAUUUAAUGCUGUUUGAACGGUGUUUGUGCACUAAGAGUAGUAAUGAAGCAAGUGCUUUAUUGUCUUUUUAAUUGAGUUUUACCAACUUAUGUAGUCUUUCAGAAAUUUGUCAAUUAGCUGUUUCUGAUCGAUGGGUCUGUGUUUGUUUCUCAGUAGCCCAUUGAAGUUGCAACCUUUGUACGGUUUUGUUUGCAAACUUUUGAAAUUGAUGUUCUCUAGUUGGGAUUUGCAAAUGAGUUGUUCAAAUGUAGUUGUUAUGGUGGUUCUUUCGUGGAUUUUCUUUGCUUCAAGUACUCAUCAGUUAAGAAGCUAUGAGACGCAAAUUCUUCUCCAGCUGAGGAAGCACUUGGAGUACCCAAUGCGAUUGGCUGAUUUGGAAAAUUACAAUGGUGAUUUCUGUAAUUUGUCCUCCCCUCCACAAAUUAGCAUCAAAUGCGAGAACAACUCUAUUAUCGAGCUCAGGAUUAUGGGAGAUAAGCCUGUCAACGUCAGUGAAUUCAUUGGAUUUGCAAUUCCCAAUCAAACCUUAUCUGGGGGUUUCUCUAUUGAUUCCUUUGUUACGACAUUGACAAGGUUAACUAGCUUAAGGGUUCUUAGCUUAGUCUCUCUGGGAAUUUGGGGAACACUUCCAGACAAAAUUCAUCGGUUAUAUUCUCUUGAAGCUUUAGAUAUGAGUUCGAGUUUUAUAUUUGGUUCGAUUCCAUCGGAGAUGUCUAGAUUGGUGAAGCUUCAGACUUUUAAAUUGGAUGGGAAUUUUUUCAAUGAUACAAUCCCCGAAUGGCUUAAUUCUCUAACAAAUCUCACUGUUUUAAGCUUAAAGAACAACAGGUUCAAGGGUCAGAUUCCUUCUACAGUUCCCAGAAUAACAACACUGACUGAAGUUGUUUUGUCACACAAUUUGCUUUCUGGGAAAUUGCCUGAUUUGAGUAGCUUGUCUAAUUUACGACUGUUGGAUCUGAGAGAGAACCAUUUAGAUUCACAAUUGUCUCCUCUGCCAAAAGGACUGACUAAUAUUUUUCUCAGCAACAAUUCAUUUUCUGGUAGUAUCCCGGACCAACUUGGCAAAUUGAAUGAACUUCAGCGUCUUGAUUUAUCAAACAAUCAUCUGAGUGGGAUGCCGCCUACGGAGUUGUUCUCUAUGCCCAAUAUUAAUUAUUUGAAUUUAUCAUCCAACAUGCUUAGUGGUUCACUUCCACAGCAUCUCAAGUGUGGGGAUGCUCUCAGUCUUGUCGAUAUUUCUGAUAACAGAUUGAUAGGCGCGCUUCCAACUUGCCUGGACAUUGAUUCAGAUAAGAGAGUUGUGAAGACUAGCGGGAAUUGCUUGUCGUUUGAUACCGGAAGUCAGCAUCCUGAGUCAUAUUGCAAAGACACUGGAAAAGAUAAAGGACUGUCUUCUGGAAAGAAAAUAGCCCUAUUUGCUGCUGUCAUUGGGGGAAUUGUUGCUAUUGUUGUACUCUCGGUUUCUGGGCUUCUCUUUUUCUGUAAAAGACACAAAACAGAGAGGACAGUGGUUCAGCAUUUUACACCAAAGAUUUUGCAAGAUGAUGCACCACUAGGGAUUUCCGCUGAACUCCUUGCAAAUGCCAGGAUCAUUUCUAAAGCAGUGAAACUCGGUACACAAAGUGCUCCAGCAUAUAGGGUGUUUUCCAUUGAAGAACUGGGAGAAGCCACUGACAAUUUUGAUCCGUUAGCUUACCUGGGUGAGAGCCCUCUAGGAAAGGUUUAUAAAGGAAGAUUAGCGAAUGGCACCAAUGUUGCUAUAAGAUCUUUGGCUUUAUGCAGAAAAUAUUCUAUUCAGAACCUCAAACAACACUUGGAUUUGCUCUCAAAGCUUCGCCACCCUCAUCUUGUAGGCCUUAUAGGUCAUUGCAUUGAUGGUGGAAGGCAGGACGAUUCAUCUGUCCAUGGAUUGCUGCUCGUGUACGAAUUUGUCCCUAAUGGAAACUUCUGUGCUUACCUUUCAGACACUAGUCCUGAGAAAGCUCUGAAGUGGUCGGAUAGAUUAGGAUUGCUGAUAGGUGUUUCCAAGGCUGUGCAUUUUCUACAUACUGGGGUGAUUCCUCCGUGUUACAAUAACCGCCUGAAGACGAAUAAUAUACUGCUGGAUGAGCAUCGGAUUGCAAAGCUUAGUGACUACGGGAUAUCCAUAAUCACAGAUGAAACUGAAAAGGCUGAAGCUAAGGGGGAUGUCUCCAAAUCAUGGCGUUCGACAAAGUUAGAGGAUGAUGUUUACAACUUUGGGUUCAUAUUGCUCGAGUCAAUUGUGGGUCCUAUUGCAAGUGGAAAAAGAGAAGCAUUUUUGCUAAAUGAAAUGACAUCCUUUGGAAGUCAAGACGAUAUGCGCAAAAUUGUGGAUCCAAUUGUGUUAUCCACUAGUUCACAAGAGUCAUUGUCAAUUGUGGUGUCCUUGACCAAUAAAUGUAUUUUAUCUGAAUCUUCAAGCCGGCCCUCAUUUGAGGAUGUCCUCUGGAAUCUGCAAUAUGCAGCGCAAGUCCAGGCUACUGUCGAUUUAGAUCAGAAAUCAGAUACUACCUCACAGUCAGAACUUCAAUUGAGAUAACUCUCCCGUCAUAAUGGCAUCCGCGUACUUACUGUGGAGUCUUAUUGCAGUGUUUUGAUGAUGAAGCAUCUUUGUGGUGGUUUUGUCAGCAUGAAAUUGGCCAUGUUUCAACUAGCUAUUCUCAUUUUAUUCAUAAUUGAAUAGAUUGUAUAUGUUGUUUUGUUUUCUGAUUUACCUUAGGAAAUAUGCGAUAUUUCAUAUUACAGCCUCUCAAAUAUCAUCUCCAAACAAACUUGUAAUAGGAAGUUUUUUCCAUUCAUAUUCUUGUUCCUAUCAAGGAACUACUUUCAUUGUAAUGCUGGAAUUUGAUGAUUUAUCCUUAAUGGGCUCCACAAGAUGGGAUUAAUCCUCAAGUUUUUAUUUGAAUAUAGGCUUGCAUGGAUUAUGGGU
Messenger RNA from Olea europaea var. sylvestris, 3608 nucleotides. RefSeq names its product probable inactive leucine-rich repeat receptor-like protein kinase At3g03770. Lineage: Eukaryota; Viridiplantae; Streptophyta; Magnoliopsida; Lamiales; Oleaceae. The coding region runs from base 789 to 3218 and encodes 809 amino acids. Gene Ontology annotation, biological process: protein phosphorylation. Gene Ontology annotation, molecular function: ATP binding; protein kinase activity; receptor serine/threonine kinase binding. The record is from RefSeq and is a predicted model, not a curated record. The transcript has 7 exons.